Molecule: messenger RNA, 826 nt
Organism: Vespa crabro (European hornet)
Lineage: Eukaryota; Metazoa; Arthropoda; Insecta; Hymenoptera; Vespidae
Product: protein cueball-like
Exons: 4
Coding region: 280-663 (127 amino acids)
Source: RefSeq, a predicted model, not a curated record
AGAGUGGCCACUAAGAGCAGUUGAGUUAGAGUCGAAGACGUUCCUCGGUUGGCUUCGUUGCCUUCGACUCGUUCUUUCUUUGCUCAGUGAGCAACUGUCUCGUAGUGAGUAAGGACUCGACAAAGAGUGUGCUUUCUCCCUCUUGUCCCGGUACGUUCGCUGCGAAACGGUUAAGCUUACCUGUGUACACUUGUGUAGAAAGGGUUGCUUACUGCCAGGCGCUAUUAUCGAUCGAAGAUCUCCCAAAGAACGGACCUUAUUUUUUCGAGAUAUAUCAACAUGAUACUCGGACCGAUCUUAACAACGAUCUUUCUAUUUGUAACAAUAGGUUCAUUGUCAGAAGCAUGCGAACUGGAUCAGAUGCGAUACGGAUGUCGGAUUUAUAAUGCCCAAUGUAGCUGCGGUUAUGGUUGUAAGGCCGAGUAUAGAUACGACACUAAUGAAGAUUGUAAAUUAGCAUUGAGAGGUAGACUCAAUGAUAUAUGCUAUAGAUCUAAUCCCUGUUUGUACGGUGGCUCUUGCUCGCAAAUUUCACCCAAUCCAGGAUUCAAAUGUCGAUGCGAGGGUACAGGAUAUUAUGGUACACGCUGCGAAAAACCUUGUCCAGCACCCAACAAUCUACGUUAUCGUGGACCAUUUCCUUACGAGUGUGUUGUUAUCUGAUAUCGAAAAUAUUCCUUUCCGUACCCACACACCCCCACCGUUCUCUUCCGUUGAAACUUACGAAUCUGAAAUAUUUUUACGUUAAGUACAAAAAGCUAGCACAUAUAUACAUAUUUUCGGAUACACAUCUUUGUACAUACAUAAUAAACAUGCGAUAACAAUA